AUGCGGCAUGAAAGUAAUGUCCCAAAGAGCCCUAGUCCGAGCCUGCAGCAUAAAAGUAAUGUCCCAAAGAGCCCUAGUCAGAGCAUGCAGCAUGAGAGUAAUGUCCCAAAGAGUCCUAGUCCGAGCCUGCAGCAUGAUAGUAAUGUCCCAAAAAGUCCUAGUGAGAGCAUGCAGCAUGAACGUAAUGUCCCAAAGAGCCCUAGUCAGAGCAUGCAGCAUGACAGCAAUGUCCCAAAGAGCUCUAGUCAGAGCAUGCAGCAUGAUAGUAAUGUCCCAAACAGCCCUAGUCAGAGCAUGCAGCAUGAAAGUAAUGUCCCAAAGAGCCCUAGUCCGAGCCUGCAGCAUGAAAAUAAUGUCCCAAAGAGCCCUAGUCCGAGCCUGCAGCAUGAAAGUAAUGUCCCAAACAGCCCUAGUCAGAGCAUGCAGCAUGACAGUAAUGUCCCAAACAGCCCUAGUCAGAGCAUGCAGCAGGAUAGUAAUGUCCCAAAGAGCCCUAGUCCGAGCAUGCAGCAUGAAAGUAAUGUCCCAAAGAGCCCUAGUCAGAGCAUACAGCAUGAUAGUAAUGUCCCAAAGAGCCCUAGUCCGAGCCUGCAGCAUGAAAGUAACGUCCCAAAGAGCCCUAGUCCGAGCCUGCAGCAUGAUAGUAAUGUCCCAAAGAGCCCUAGUGAGAGCAUGCAGCAUGAACGUAAUGUCGCAAAGAGCCCUAGUCAGAGCAUGCAGCAUGAAAGUAAUAUCCCAAAGAGCCCUAGUCAGAGCCUGCAGCAUGAAAGUAAUGUCCCAAAGAGCGCUAGUCCGAGCCUGCAGCAUGAAAGUAAUGUCCCAAACAGCCCUAGUCAGAGCAUGCAGCAUGAAAGUAAUGUCCCAAAGAGCCCUAGUCAGAGCAUGCAGCAUGAAAGUAAUGUCCCAAAGAGCUCUAGUCAGAGCAUGCAGCAGGAUAGUAAUGUCCCAAAGAGCCCUAGUCCGAGCCUGCAGCAUGAAAGUAAGAGCCCUAGUCCGAGCCUGCAGCAUGAAAAUAAAAGUUACUACGCUUCACUUAGGCGUUCAAGUUGA
Molecule: messenger RNA, 1050 nt
Organism: Protopterus annectens (West African lungfish)
Lineage: Eukaryota; Metazoa; Chordata; Ceratodontiformes; Protopteridae
Product: thioredoxin domain-containing protein 2-like
Exons: 2
Coding region: 1-1050 (349 amino acids)
Source: RefSeq, a predicted model, not a curated record